Molecule: messenger RNA, 4946 nt
Organism: Carya illinoinensis
Lineage: Eukaryota; Viridiplantae; Streptophyta; Magnoliopsida; Fagales; Juglandaceae
Product: alpha,alpha-trehalose-phosphate synthase [UDP-forming] 1-like
Exons: 19
Coding region: 1138-3990 (950 amino acids)
Biological process (GO): trehalose biosynthetic process
Cellular component (GO): cytosol
Molecular function (GO): alpha,alpha-trehalose-phosphate synthase (UDP-forming) activity
Source: RefSeq, a predicted model, not a curated record
UAUUUUUUGGGUUUCAGUUGCAUGGCCAGAAACAAAAGCUCUGUCCACCCACCGAAAGUCUAUAUACCAUAUAGCUUUCAUUUUCGCCUCUGGCCGUGGUUGGAUAAUAAGUUUUCCUUUUUCUACUAUUCAUCUUUAUAAUCAUCGUCGUCGCAGCAUAUAUUCAUAUAUUCCGAAUUGGAGAUUUUUCUCCAAAUUUCGUGACCACAGCCUAAAAUAUCGGUUGGCCAACUUGCUCGCUCGUCUCCAUAUGGCCAGGCUAGCUUUGCGCUUUCAAUGUGUGAGCUUUACAAAAGCAGGGUCAGUGUCACAUUUUGGUGAUGCACAGUGAGCGUGGAUUCUUCUCAAGAGAUCCGCAUUGUGCAGGAUAAUCCGGUGAGAACAACCCUUACCGGGUUUCUUUUUGUUUCUUUGAUUUCCUUACUUCUUUCCGGUCAUUCUUGUUUAUGUGCUCCGUUGUGGAAUGGGUUCUUGAUGUUGUGUUUGUCUUUGGCUUUUGGGGUGUGGUGUUUUCUUGGUUCGUAGAGAUUACAAGCCAUUUCAAUUGUUCUUGAAUGUUUACCUUUGAUAUAUUCUUGAAUAUUUCAACUGGCUGUUUAAAUGUAAAGCCCAGAUGUUUAUAAUCACGCUCAAGCUCGAACGAAGUUCUUUACCAUUUCUUGCAUCAAGAAACGUGUUAUUUUCCAUUUCUUGUAUUGAAUAGAAGUUCUUUGCCAUUUUUUCUAGCUCCAUUACUGUAUUCGGUGGUUUAUAAAAUUAUAUAUGGAUUAUUACAGCUUCCCCCUGCUGUGAAUGAGAUUUUUACUUGGUUGAAAAGGUUAAAUACAUGCAUAAGACACUUUUUUUUCUCUCUUAGGAAAACCAAACAAAUGAUAUGAUUAGCGUGUACCAUUGCUAGAAAUAUAGUUGGGUGUUAGUCCUCUUGCUUCAAGUGGUUAAGCGUGAAAGAUAUGCGGGAGUAUAUGAACUAGAAGAGCAAAUCACCAUCUGAAUUCUAUGCGCGAUCUCUUGGUUUGGUCCAUGCCACUUUGUGAAGGUGAAGAAUUCGAGUGGUUAAAUCAUGCUCAGUAUAUUGAGUCCUAACAAUUUGUUGGAAAAGUUCGUAGUCCUGGAAUCAAUCUUCCAUUUGAAAGUAAUAUGGACCUUUUAGCCAUGACAUUGGAAAUGUGCAAAUUGAAGUUUUUCUUGCAGAACAUAGUUAUGCGAGGGAACAAGUAUGACUCCAGUCCCGUGACACCCAGAACUAGAUUGGAAAGGCUUCUGAGGGAAAGAGAGCUAAGAAAAUCUAGCCGGUUUUCCCAACCUAGUGCGGAGGCAACAGAUGUUAACAGAGAGGCAGAGCUCCCUGCCAAUGACCCAUGUUCAGCUGAGGGUGAUCAUUUGGGUCUACCUAAUGAGGAAGAGCUCUUGGAAGGGGUUGCAGCUGCAAGUGCUUUUGCCGAUGGAUGUCAAAGGCAAGAUGUUCGGCCUACUAAACAACGUUUAUUGGUGGUAACCAAUAGGUUGCCGGUCUCUGCUACCAGAAGAGGCGAGGGCUUGUGGCAACUUGAGAUGAGUGUUGGGGGGUUAGUCACUGCCCUUUUGGGACUGAAGGAGUUUGAUGCCAGAUGGAUUGGUUGGGCUGGUGUAAAUGUACCCGAUGAUGUUGGACGAAAAACACUUACUAAUGCCUUAGCUCAAAAGAGGUGCAUCCCAGUAUUUCUUGAUGAGGCGAUGGUUCAUCAAUAUUACAAUGGUUAUUGUAACAACAUCUUAUGGCCACUUUUUCAUUAUCUUCCGCUUCCACAGGAAGACCGCCUUGCGACCACCCGUAGUUUCCAAUCUCAAUUUGAUGCAUAUAAGAAGGCAAACCAAAUGUUUGCUGAAGUGGUUAACCAACAUUAUGAGGAGGGAGAUGUUGUUUGGUGCCAUGAUUAUCACCUAAUGUUUCUUCCAAAAUGUCUAAAAGAAUAUAACAAGAACAUGAAAGUUGGUUGGUUUCUUCAUACUCCCUUUCCCUCCUCUGAAAUACAUAGGACACUGCCUUCUCGAUCAGAGCUGCUGAGAUCUGUUCUUGUUGCUGAUUUAGUUGGUUUCCACACAUAUGAUUAUGCAAGGCAUUUUGUAAGUGCCUGCACUCGCAUACUUGGGCUUGAGGGUACACCUGAAGGAGUAGAGGAUCAAGGAAAGCUUACACGUGUAGCUGCGUUUCCUAUUGGGAUAGAUUCUGAACGAUUUAUUCGAGCUCUCGAACUGCCUCAAGUUAAGGAUCACAUGAAAGAACUGAAACAAAGAUUUGCUGGCCGAAAGGUAAUGUUGGGGGUUGAUCGUCUUGAUAUGAUUAAAGGAAUUCCCCAAAAGAUUUUGGCUUUUGAAAAGUUUCUUGAAGAAAAUCCACACUGGCGUGAUCGAGUAGUUUUGUUGCAGAUUGCAGUGCCAACGAGGACAGAUGUUCCAGAGUAUCAAAAGCUUACAAGCCAGGUUCAUGAGAUUGUUGGACGCAUUAAUGGAAGAUUUGGAACUCUGACCGCAGUUCCAAUACAUCAUCUGGAUCGAUCUCUUGACUUUCAUGCAUUAUGCGCACUCUAUGCUGUUACUGAUGUGGCACUUGUAACAUCUUUAAGGGAUGGAAUGAAUCUUGUCAGCUAUGAGUUUGUUGCAUGCCAAGCUUCCAAGAAAGGAGUUCUCAUUCUAAGUGAGUUUGCAGGUGCAGCACAGUCUCUUGGAGCUGGGGCUAUUUUGGUAAACCCAUGGAACAUCACUGAAGUUGCUUCUUCCAUUAGUUAUGCUUUAGAUAUGCCAGCAGAUGAAAGAGAAAAAAGGCAUCAGCAUAACUUUAAGCAUGUGACAACUCACACAUCUCAAGAAUGGGCUGCAACCUUUGUAAGUGAACUCAAUGAUACCAUUGUUGAAGCUCAACUUAGGACAAGACAGGUUCCACCAUUACUUCCAAUGAAAGAUGCAGUAGAUUGUUACUCGAAAUCCAAUAAUAGAUUGCUAAUACUAGGAUUCAAUUCUACCUUAACUGAAUCAGUGGAUGCUCUUGGGAGAAAUGGUCAACUAAAAGAAAUCGAGCUUAAACUGCACCCAGAUAUAAAGGAGCCUUUAAAGAAGCUUUGUGAUGACCCAAAGACAACAAUUGUUGUCCUUAGUGGAAGUGACAGAACUGUCUUGGAUGAUAACUUCAAUGAUUACAACAUGUGGUUGGCAGCAGAAAAUGGUAUAUUUUUGCGUCCUACGAUGGGAGAAUGGAUGACAACGAUGCCUGAAAAUUUAUACAUGGAUUGGGUCGAGAGUGUAAAGCAUGUUUUCGAGUAUUUUACUGAAAGAACACCCCGAUCUCAUUUUGAGCUUCGAGAAACUUCCCUUGUAUGGAACUACAAGUACUCAGAUGUUGAGUUCGGAAGGAUUCAAGCAAGGGAUAUGUUGCAGCAUCUUUGGACAGGUCCCAUCUCUAAUGCAUCAGUUGAUGUUGUCCAAGGCAGCCGGUCUGUUGAGGUCCGAGCAGUUGGUGUCACGAAGGGUGCAGCUAUUGAUCGUAUCUUAGGAGAAAUAGUUCGAUAUAAAGGCAUGAAGUCACCCAUUGAUUAUGUCCUGUCUGUUGGGGACUUUCUAACAAAGGAUGAAGAUGUUUAUACAUUUUUUGAGCCUGAGCUUCCUUCUGAAUCGCCACCUGCAGCAAGAGGCAUGCUAGCCAACCUUGUCAGGACAUCUGUGCCAAAGAUCUCAGCCAGUAAAAGUGUAUCCAAGUCAUCUCGCCUCAAGAAACAGCGUUCAAUGUCUACUUUAGAAAAGAGAGCAAUCAGUCACGGAAAUGAGAUUGUUUUGCAGCCUGUAAUGCAAGAUAGAAAGUCAAUGCGUGAGGGUUCUUCAGUACUUGAUCUCAAAGGUGACAAUUACUUCUCUUGCGCUGUUGGGCGAAAGAGAUCAAAUGCUCGUUAUCUCCUUGGAUCAGCCAAUGAUGUUGUGACUCUCCUAAAGGAACUGGUGCAGUGUCCACCUUCUAGCUGAUCACAUCGUGCCGACUGCAAUUAUUGCUUGUGUAAGCAGCUAUAUCUAUUUUCUUGGUCCACAUAAGUUCAAGUUUUACCGAGUAUAGGAGCAUCAGGAUGAGCUUGAACAAAUUACAUUGAUACAAGAAAUAUUCAGACGAUAUUGUUCAUACAAGAAAAGAAGAGAGGUUACAGCCAGGCUUGGUCACCACUUUCCAUGCAUAGAGAACAUUCUGUGCCUAAACGUCGAACCCCCUUUUUUUAGGCCUUGGAGAUCAAAAUAAGUUGAGUUCGUAUUCAGAGAGCACCCCACCAGGUUUGACUGUGCUGAAACAGACCAUGUUGUUGUUCUGGUGCACCAAGACAUUCUCGUCCUUUCCCUUAUAUCCAUCUAUAGGGCAUGCACCUAAAGAUUCAGUCUGCAAAAUAAGAAGAUCUACUGCGUGUCAUUGCUGAUGAAAGCUAUAUAGCUGGAAAGAUGGUCCUUUAAAGAACAGACAAACAAACUUGGAAAUGAAGAUUGUUGACAAGCAAGUGAAGUGAUGGAUGCUAAGAAGUGUGGGUAAUUAGAUAAAACGAGAGGCUCGGCUCAUGCCUUUUGGCGGAAAGGCAAAUGCCAAGCAUAUGGGUACCAGAAGUUGACGUUGGUGGGAAUUGUGCGCACAUACACGCUGAGAGAGAUGGUUUGGGGAUAAGCUGAAUUGCAAGUAGCACAUGGCAUCUAAUGUCAACACUAAAAUAUGGCAUAGAUUGGCACAAAGUAGGCAAUUUUUUUGACUUAGCUUGUUAGCAUGAGUAAAUGUCGAGUUUGAAGAAUGCGACACAAAGCAUGAAAGGAGUUACAUUUAUUAUCUUUGCUUGAAUAAUAUUCCCUUCCGCAUGCCUUUGGAAUUGAAUUUAGUGGUCCUUUUGAGGCCAUACCAUUGGAUUUAGACCUCCACUUGAGAGGUAAAAAAAAAACUCCAUUCCACGCCA